AUGGAAAGUAACAACCAAACAGCAUGGGCUUCAGGAUUUAUACUACUGGGGCUGACUGAUGACACCAAAAAUGAACGUAUACUUUUUGUUUUUUUCCUAUUGGUUUAUUCACUGACUUUAGUUGGGAAUUCUCUCAUGGUGAUAACAAUAACUCUGUCAUCAACACUUAGCUCUCCCAUGUAUUUAUUUCUGCGUUACCUCUCCAUAGUAGACAUCUGCUUCACUUCCUCCACGGUGCCUAAACUCCUUUUAGAUUUUCUCUCAGAGUUAAAAACAAUCUCUUUUCCUGGCUGUGUGGCGCAGCUGUAUCUGUUUAUUUCUUUUGGCGGAAUUGAAUGUGUUCUUCUCGCUGUCAUGGCGGGCGAUCGCUAUGUAGCUAUUUGCAUGCCAUUGCACUACACAGAAAUAAUGAGCCGUAAACUGUGCAUAAAGCUUGUAGCGGUGUGCUCUUUCAUUGGAUUUUUAAAUUCUCUUGCACACACUGUUUUUACUUUUCGUUUACCAUUCUGCAACUCUAGAUUUAUAAAUCAUUUUUUUUGUGACAUCCCACCUCUACUUGCUAUAGCUUGUGCUGAUACCACUCCUAAUGAAGUAGUAGUGUAUACUGCAGGGGGGUCAGUAAUUGUAGGUUCUUUCUUGGUGACUCUUUUAUCCUAUAUCUUCAUUGUUAGAGCAAUCAUAAACAUGAAGACUGCUUCAGGAAGAUAUAAAACAUUCUCCACUUGUGGUUCUCACCUUACAGUUGUCACGCUUUUCUUUGGGACAAUUGUUUUUACAUAUAUACGUCCCACCUCAACUUAUUCUCUUGAUCAAGAUAGAAUUGUACCCGUGCUUUAUGGAAUCAUGACUCCAUUACUGAACCCAAUCAUUUAUAGUUUAAGAAAUAGGGAGGUUCAGGAAGCUAUAAAGAAAGUCGUUUUUAGAAGGAGCAUUAGAAGUUAA
Molecule: messenger RNA, 942 nt
Organism: Bombina bombina (fire-bellied toad)
Lineage: Eukaryota; Metazoa; Chordata; Amphibia; Anura; Bombinatoridae
Product: olfactory receptor 5V1-like
Exons: 1
Coding region: 1-942 (313 amino acids)
Biological process (GO): G protein-coupled receptor signaling pathway
Cellular component (GO): membrane
Molecular function (GO): olfactory receptor activity; G protein-coupled receptor activity
Source: RefSeq, a predicted model, not a curated record